Spinacia oleracea (spinach) is the source of this 2226-nucleotide messenger RNA. RefSeq lists its product as uncharacterized. NCBI's taxonomy places the organism in Eukaryota, Viridiplantae, Streptophyta, Magnoliopsida, Caryophyllales, Amaranthaceae. The record is from RefSeq and is a predicted model, not a curated record. Bases 382 to 1995 code for a protein of 537 amino acids. Gene Ontology annotation, molecular function: protein binding. The transcript has 7 exons.
UCUCUCUUCCCUGAUUUGCUGUUGAAAACAUCCCCUUCACUUUUUCUCACAGUUGUACUAAAUUCAUUCAUUAAUUAACACAGAUUCUCCAUUAACACUGUUUUUACACACACACUCUCCCCCCACUCACACUACCCUUUUUCCUCAAUCCUUUUCCCCCAUUUGUUGUCUCUUUCAUCUUCUUCACCCCUCUCAAAAAGCAAAUCAAAAAGUUGCAAAAACUUAAAACUAAAAAUCCCACUUUUUUUUUAUUCUCAAUUUUUUAUUGGGUUCAAAAAUCAACUUCACUUUCUCUUUCUAGGGUUUUUACUGAUAAUGCAAACCUCUUGAAGAUCAGCUGUUUAAUUUUUCUGGGGUUUUUCCACCCUAUUUUCAACAAAAAUGGGAAGAAGUUUGUUGGUGCUAUUUAUCUCAUUUUUGGUUCUAUUUUCUGGGUUUUCUUCAGUUUCUGCUUCAACCCCACCUGCAAAAAUUGUAAGUGGGUUUAUUUCAAGUUCAAUAGCUAAGCUGAUUCAAUGGGUGUGGUCACUCAAAGCAACUACUAAAACAGCAGCAGUUUCUGGGCGGUCAAUGAUGAAAUUUGAAAGUGGGUAUGAUGUUGAGACUGUGUUUGAUGGAAGUAAGCUUGGGAUUGAGCCUUAUUCUGUUGAAGUUUUGCCUAGUGGAGAGCUUCUGAUUGUGGAUUCUGCUAACAGCAAUCUUUACAGGAUCUCUUCUGCACUCUCUCUCUACAGUAGACCUAAGCUGGUUGCUGGAUCACCUGAAGGAUACUCUGGACAUGUUGAUGGGAAAUACAGGGAAGCCAAGAUGAACCAUCCGAAAGGCGUUGCUGUAGAUGACAGGGGAAACAUUUAUGUCGCGGAUACUAUGAAUAUGGCUAUCAGGAAGAUCAGUGAAUCAGGAGUCACAACAAUUGCUGGUGGAAAAUGGAACAAUAAAGGUGGUCAUGUAGAUGGACCGAGUGAUGAAGCAAAGUUCUCAAAUGACUUUGAUGUUGUCUAUGUUGGAAGCAGUUGUUCCUUGCUGGUAAUUGAUAGGGGGAAUCGGGCAAUCAGGGAAAUUCAUCUCCAUUUUGACGACUGUGCUUAUCAAUAUGAAAGCAGCUUCCCUCUUGGAAUUGCUGUGCUUCUUGCUGCUGGGUUUUUCGGCUACAUGCUUGCCCUAUUGCAGCGGCGAGUUGGUUCAAUUGUGUCUCAGAAUGAUGUGAAAAUAGUAGAAAACGCUCCAUCCAGUCCAUACCAGAAGCCUCCUAAAUCAGUGAGGCCCCCGUUAAUCCCUAAUGAAUAUGAUACGGAGAAGCAAGAAGAAAGUUUUUUCGGAUCUCUAGGAAAGUUGCUUGCCAAUGCUGGCACAUCAGCCAUGGAAAUAGUUGGUGGUAUAAUUCCAGGACUUAAAAGCAAGCCAGUGGCGUACCAAUACAGGAAUCAAGGACAGUAUCAGCAAACCCACACUUGGCAGUCACCAGAGAGUUAUCAUAUACCCAAAGAAGAGGAGCCUCCGUCAAUUGAAACUAGGACGCCUACCCCAAAGAAAACAUAUGCCUUCAUGUCUAAAGACGCAGAAAAAAUGCAACAACAGCUGAGACAAAGCCGAGCUUUCUACAGUGGUUGGGACACAGAGUUCCAGCAGCUGCCUCAGCAACAGUUACAGCAGCAGCAACAGCCACAGCCACAGCAACAGCAGCAGCCACAACCACAGCAACAGCAGCAGCAACAGCCACAGCAACAGCAGCAGCAACAUCCACAGUCACAGCAACAGCCACAGCAGAAGCAGAAACGUGAGAAACAUCAGUACCGUCAUCAGCAUCACUCAUCCAUCCCUCAGACUUACUAUGAGCAAAGCUGUGAGAAAACCAAUGAGAUUGUGUUUGGGGCAGUCCAGGAGGAGGGAAGACGUCAAUCAGUCAUCAUGCCUACUGAUUAUGCGAUGGAUGCAUUCAAUCAGCAAAAUAUCCGGUUCAGAGCAGGCUACAACCGCAGCUACUCAUAUACAUAAACUAAAUCUUUGAUUUGUUGGCACAUAUUAUAUCGUAUCUAUGAUCAAUUCCUUCAAAAAACAUAGAGAUCGGUAUGGUGAUCCCUUUUUGAAGUAGGAGUCUUGGGGUAGUAUCACUCAGUUGGUGGUUGUUACACUGUUAACCCAUCAAAGCCUUUUGUUGAGGUAUGACAUCCCCUAUGAAUAUUGGUGGUAUAUUGAAGUUAGUAAUAUAUUUUUCAUUUUCUAAAA